AUGGCCGUGCUGGCAGCGCUGGCCGCCGUAGUAGCCACAUCUGCCAUGUUUGCGCCAUUCGCUCAAGACGCAGCGUUCGCAAAGUUUGCCAAAGUCGCCUUGUUCGCCAAACCCGCGCGAUUCGCGCUGUUCUCCCUGCCCGCCCAAGACGCGCCCGUGAAAGCUCACCGUUAUCCACACUUUCCUAUAACUUACCCGAUUAGGAAGCAUCACCAUCCACCACCACCACCACCACCACCACCACCAACUCCCCCCUUUCUAUUAUCUCAACCGCUCGACACUAUAGCAAUCCAAUCUCUAUAG
Molecule: messenger RNA, 303 nt
Organism: Alternaria rosae
Lineage: Eukaryota; Fungi; Ascomycota; Dothideomycetes; Pleosporales; Pleosporaceae
Exons: 1
Coding region: 1-303 (100 amino acids)
Source: RefSeq, a predicted model, not a curated record